AUGGCAAAGUUGUCCACGGAGCCACAAAUGUGGUGCGGCCUAGAGCCGCCGGAUCAAAGGUCCUCCAUCAUGAAUGUCUUGAGCGGCCGGGCAGGCUACGGACAAAUCCAGGGCAACAUCCAGAUCAACGGCACCUGUGGUGAGGGUCGAUCCAUCGCCGAGCUCCGUUCCGUGACAGGUUUUGUCCCGCAAGACGACGUGAUGCACCGGAAUCUGACGGUGGAGGAGAAUGUGUCAUUCCAAGCCCAGCUGCGGCUGCCCCGAGAGGAGGGCACAACUUCCCUGGUGGCCCGGGCCAAACAGUGCGAGGCAGCUACGACAGACAUCCUGGAGCAGCUGGGAUUGGGAGAUUCCCAGUUGCGGAAGACUGCGAUAGGCGACGAGCAGGUGAAGGGCGUGUCUGGUGGGCAGCGGAAGCGCGUUUCCAUUGCUAUGGAGUUCGUCGCGAGGCCCUCGUUGCUUUUUCUCGAUGAGCCGACAAGCGGAUUGGAUUCCACCACCUCCCACUCCGUGGUGGACGUCGUGACGCAGGCUGCUAAGAAGCAGCGGUGCACCACCAUUGCCGUCAUCCAUCAGCCUCGCUAUGAGACGCUUCGGCUCUUCGACAACGUGAUCCUUCUUGCAGCCGGAGGCUACUUGGUGUAUUCUGGACCCACAGCCGAUGUUGAGAGCUAUUUCUCGGAUGUUCUUGGGGUGCGUUUCCCGCCCAAAGCUAACCCGGCGGAUACCCUCCUGGACGCCAUCACUGUCGAUGCCGCUGCUGCCAUGCUCGCCAAAGGCGACAUGCGGCAGAACGGCUCGAGCUUAGGGAGCCCCGUGGAGUUCGGGCAGUGGCUGUCGGAGACCUGGGGGAAGCACCAGACGACCUACCAGCAGGCACCUGCGGCAAAGAUGCACGUGCCGCUUCCAGACCUGGCAGUCGCCACUUGCACUUGGGGGGAGGAGAUUUUCAUCCACAUGAAGCGUGCAGCUGUGCAGCUGCACCGGGACCGGGAACAGGUGAUUUGGAACAACCUGCUGCUGGUUGGCGGCCUCGCCAUCUUCUGCAUCUGUGCUCCAGCGAAAGCUCCACAGCAAGAGUUGAUGCAUCCGCUGCUGGCGCUGUUCCUGCUGCUCCUGACGCAGGGCGUCGCAGCCCAGCGCGUCUUCGGCGGCCGCGAGCGCUUCGUGGUCUGGCGGGAGGCCGGAGUCGGCACGAACACCUUCCUGUGCUUCUUGGGCCGGGACAUCGCAGCACUCGCCGAAGUGCUUCUGGCUUCUUUGCUCUUCGCCGCUCUUUACUGGCCUCUGGGACCUCUGACGUCAAGCCACCACACGAUCUUCUGGGCCGCCUUCGUCUUCGUCUACGCGGCCUAUGGCCUGAACUACAUCUGCAGUGUCUUCAUGUCUCCAGACACCGCGCAGAUGAUGGCGGUGGUCAUGGCCUUCCUUGCGUUCCUGCUCGCCGGCUUCAACCCGUCCUUCAGCUCUCUUUCGGCAAUGCCCCUGGGGAUCGGGCCUAUCGUGAUGGCUCUAUCGCCCAUGAGAUGGGCCUAUGGCUUCCUGAUGCAUGACCACAUGCUGCAGAAACUCUCCGGCUUCGCCAACCCCAUGGUGCGGUUGUCGGCCCAAUCCAUGCUGGACGAGCGUGGCAUGCCCCUGGAGUGGAUCAGCAAGUCAGGUUGGACCUGUUCCACCGGCUCGGUAGAGUGGAACUGGAAGGGUGAACACUGUCCAGACGGUGGCUCAGACUGCUCUAGCUUCCGGCCACCAAACGGCUUCGUCUGCAAGAUGACGCAGUUACUGCUGCUGGGGAUCUACUUCAGAGCUAUUGCGCUACUGUGCAUGGUGAUCACUUCGCGUUUGAAGGCAUCGGGAGGAGGUCAGCUUGUUGGCGGAGAGAGGAAGUCGGGUCAGCUGCAGCGGAACAUCUUGCUUCGACGGUUGUUCAUUAUCUACCUCGUGCUCCUGACCGAUCUGGAGGUGUGCUUGCUCCUGGAGACGCAGUGA
This is a messenger RNA of Symbiodinium sp. CCMP2592, 1989 nucleotides long. The record is from the annotation of a GenBank genome assembly. Lineage: Eukaryota; Dinophyceae; Suessiales; Symbiodiniaceae.